CUGAUGACAGUCUCCAGUAGCCCAGUAAUCAUGCACUGUCCGCCCAGACACCAGCCGUCUCUGCAGCCGUCCGUUCUCCACCCUUGAUUGAUCUGAUUCCAGGACUGCGUGCCAGCUCCAAGCUCUCGUUCCCACUUCACCAUCUUGCGAUCGUGCACCGUCACAACCGGGGACCCACAUCAGCCAGCCCGAUAGAACUGACGCAACUGCAGACUCAUUCCUGUGUGUCUGGGUAGCGGAAUUCUCCCCCCAGCGCAGGAUACCAGUGUGCCAGUGUGCCAGCACCAUCGUGGCUGCGUCAUUAGCUCGGCAGCGCCAGCCUUGCAGCCAUGAACCAAAUCCCGGAUGUCCUGUUCGCUGAUCAGGACUUCACCACGUGGUUGAUAGUCGGAGCCAGCCGUGGUAUUGGACUGGAGUUUGUGCGGCAACUUCUAGCCAGAGACGAACGCAUCAUUGCGACUGUGCGGGAGCCCUGGGCUGGCCACGCCUCUGGUCUAUGGGGUCAAGCCGGAAGCGACCAUGGUCGGUGUCAGAUGUAUGUAUGUGAUGUGCUGAGCGAGCAAAGCAUUGUGAAUUUCGUGAGUCAACUUACUACAAUACCCAAUCUCAAGAUAGACUAUGUUGUAAUCAAUGCUGGAGUUCUGAGAUAUCCAAAUCGUGCUACUGAAUUCUCUUUUGAAGAAUUCGCCUUCCACCUACACACAAACACCAUCGGACCUAUCAUAACAGCACAAAAGCUACUUCAAACAAAUAUCCCAAUCGGUACCAUCGUUUUCAUGUCUAGUGACUCCGGAUCCGCCAUCAACUUCCGCGAGAUUGAAGACGGAUUUGCAGCCUACGCCGCCUCAAAAGCAGCGCUGAACAUGGCCCUACGCCACAUGGCCGCAGAACUAAAGCGCAAAGACGACGACACCAUCCUCCUCGCCAUGCAUCCCGGGGAAGUUGCUACGGAUAUGGCCAACAUCAACGUCUCGUGGCAGGUUGAAGGCAUCAUCACGCCCGAGGAAUCCGUACGCAAGAUGAUCGAUGUAAUCCAGAGCAAGGGCAUGCAGCAUAGCGGGACGUUUUGGACGUAUGAGGAUAAGUUGCAUCCGUGGUAGGGCGACGUGGGGAGUGGGGAUUCAACGAUGGAUGAGAGAUCUAGAUUUGGGUUCGGAAACGUAUAUUUGGUCGUAGGGUCUGUCCGCUGGCACCACUGCGUGCCAUCUACUUUUUACUCGGCGAUAGAUACAGCCGAGAGAUCAUGGAGGUCUAUGAAUGAGAACAUGAGAAGAGAUAAUGUAAUUAGACAGAGAGAGGAGGAGGAGGGCUUCAGUGCAGAAAGUAACGUCUAAACUUUCAUCUCACCAAACCCAUCAAUCACUUCUUCCAGGCCCUCUAAAGUCCCUUCAUCCAAUGUAGCCGUUCCUUU
Mytilinidion resinicola is the source of this 1411-nucleotide messenger RNA. Its product is annotated as NAD(P)-binding protein. The transcript has 7 exons. Bases 330 to 1100 code for a protein of 256 amino acids. NCBI's taxonomy places the organism in Eukaryota, Fungi, Ascomycota, Dothideomycetes, Mytilinidiales, Mytilinidiaceae. The record is from RefSeq and is a predicted model, not a curated record. Gene Ontology annotation, molecular function: oxidoreductase activity, acting on the CH-OH group of donors, NAD or NADP as acceptor.